This is a messenger RNA of Melitaea cinxia (Glanville fritillary), 904 nucleotides long. RefSeq names its product ribosomal RNA-processing protein 7 homolog A. Gene Ontology annotation, cellular component: CURI complex; UTP-C complex. The record is from RefSeq and is a predicted model, not a curated record. The coding region runs from base 82 to 876 and encodes 264 amino acids. Gene Ontology annotation, molecular function: RNA binding. Gene Ontology annotation, biological process: rRNA processing; ribosomal small subunit assembly. The transcript has 3 exons. Lineage: Eukaryota; Metazoa; Arthropoda; Insecta; Lepidoptera; Nymphalidae.
GUGUAGUGUGUACCUUUAAAUACGCUUUGGAUUAAAACGUGACGUAUAGUGUACUUUUAAAGAUAAAAUAAAUCGACAAAAAUGAAAACCACUAAGAAAACCCACCAAUUUAAAGCUCUAGAAUUAAAACUAAACGAGAACUCAGUAUCGCCGCAUGUAAUUUAUUUCAAAGAGCAUUCUGUGAGAGAUCACACAAAUGACAAGCCGUCUGGACGAACAUUGCUUAUAAUUAACGUGCCACCAUAUGCCGAUGAAAAGGGAUUAAUGAACGCUUUUAGUGCUGCUGGAAAAGUGCAGUCUGUUAUAUUUUCCACAUCAUCAAACACUGUAUCAACCGACACAAGUUCACAUGCAUUUAGUAAAGAAAUACAGAAACCGUCAUUUAAAAUAUGCUAUUUAGUGUUUAAAAAAGUCGCAGAACUAGAUAAAGCUCUUAAAUUAACACAAUUGAACCCCAUGAAUGCAAAUGGAUAUGAAAUUAAAGUUGGUAUGAAAAAAUGGAUUGAACAAUACAAUAAUUCUAUAGAACAACCAAAAACAAUCAAAGAAAGGAUAGAAGCGUUUAUGAAAAAUCAUGACAAGAAAACAGAGUUAGAAGAAAAACAAGAAAAGGAGCUCGAGCAAGAGGAUAGUGAAGGAUGGGUGACGGUUACAAAAAAAGGUAAAAUUCAAAGUUUUGCUCGGACAGAGAAAGUGGAAAAUAGGAUAAUGGCCAAAGAGGAAAAGAAUAAAAAACGAAAGGAACUUAAGAACUUCUACACUUUCCAAAUCAGAGAGUCCAAAAUGAAACAUAUCGUGGCUCUGAGGCAGAAGUUUGAAGAAGAUAAACAAAAGAUUGCACAAAUAAAACAGAGCCGCAGAUUUAAGCCGUUUUGAAAUUAAAGUUUUUAUUUACAUUACAGAA